AUGGAAAUGCCUUCUCUGAAGCAGCUCUUCGUUCUUGCGGCCCCUUUCAUGGGCCUCAUUCAACAGGCCGCGGCCAAUCCUGACAUUGAUGAGAGCAGCGACCUUAUUGCUCGGGACGAUUUUGAAAGCGACCUAUAUGCCCGAGGCGCAGGGGGCGGUGUCAUUAAGCGUCCUGGUCCUGGUCCUAGACCUCCAACAAUCGUCGUCACUCCUCCCCAGAGACGACCACGAUCCCUGAACCGCCGAGGUGCUGGAAACGGUGCCAUUAAGCGUCCUGGUCCUGGUCCUAGGCCUCCAACAAUCGUUGUUACUCCUCCCCAGAGGAAACCCCGAUCACUCAACCGCCGAGGUGCUGGAAACGGUGUUAUUAAGCGUCCUGGUCCUGGUCCUAGGCCUCCAACAAUCGUUGUCACUCCUCCCCAGAGGAAACCCCGAUCACUCAACCGCCGAGGUGCUGGAAACGGUGUUAUUAAGCGACCUGGUCCUGGUCCUAGACCUCCAACAAUCGUUGUCACUCCUCCCCAGAGGAAACCUGGGCGUCACUGA
Messenger RNA from Clonostachys byssicola, 546 nucleotides. Lineage: Eukaryota; Fungi; Ascomycota; Sordariomycetes; Hypocreales; Bionectriaceae. The record is from the annotation of a GenBank genome assembly.